Molecule: messenger RNA, 2679 nt
Organism: Jaminaea rosea
Lineage: Eukaryota; Fungi; Basidiomycota; Exobasidiomycetes; Microstromatales
Exons: 2
Coding region: 272-2566 (764 amino acids)
Source: RefSeq, a predicted model, not a curated record
GCGAACGACGCGAUUGAAUAGGGGCUAGUCUACGCCUUGGGCCACCUCAAUCAUCCUUGCCAGGCAGGGAUCGGCCCGAGGAAACAGGAGCCCUAGCUUCACUGGACUUCUCAGAAGCUAGGAUAUCGACGGACCUCCAUAACGUCUAGUCUCCUGACGGCUUGCUACGAUUUCACGAUUUCAACGAACCCUCACGACUUCCUUUACGACUUUUUGAUACCGUCAUCCAGUACACAUCACCUCUUCUCCGUUAUCGCCAUAGCGUCCAAGGAUGCCCGUCUCUCUUCCGACGCUCAAAAGCGUCAGAGACGGAGCUGAUACCCUCAAGGCCGGAGCAGCCAACCUCAAGGCCGCCUUUGCAGCUUCGCCCUCCAUUUCCUCGUCCAGCCUCACUUACGACCCGGCCUCGCUCAAGCACAACAACCAUGCCGCUUCCGGCUCAACGGGAGGCUCCUCUUUCCAUGGUCACGAUUCCGAAAGCAUCGCUCAGAAGCUGGCAGAGUACGCAAAGAGUCACAGUGGGGAUGGCUCGCUGCUCAAGGCCUUCAAACAGAAGGUCACUGAGAUGACGAAGAGCACCAAUGUUGAGGACAAAGGAGCUGCAACGUCAUUCGCUGCUGUUGCCGGCGUCGGUGCCUCUACAGGCGCUGCAGGAAUACUGGCUGCCACAACGCAGGACGCUGCAUUCAGUCAGUACCACCUCCUCUCCCACUCGUAUGGCUUUCGAGUCGUAUACUGCAUCCUCUGGAUUGUUUUUGGCGUCUUUUUGGCCUUCUUUGGCCUCCAGUCAUUCUACUGGGCGAUCGCGCCUCGCUUCGCCCCCAAGCAAGGCAAAACGUCGAGGAGAAUCAUGGGCGGCGGAGUCGGUGGCCUCUGCGUCGGCUUCCUCGCUGGAUCCUACCUUGGCCUCAUUGUCACGAACGCGGCGGCCACGCGACAUCACAAUAAGCUCACUGCUGGAGGCACUUUUGCCAUCUUCCUGGCGCCAGGCUUGCUCUUCACGCUCCUCUCCGCCCAUCUCCUCGUCCUUUCUCGCCUCUUUGUCGGACUGCUGGGCGCGGUCUGCCUCACGACGAUCCUCACUGCGACGUUUGGCAUCCACACCAUCCUUGUGCGGGCGGUCCUUCUUUCCAUUUUCUGCGUCAUUCUGACGUUACCGCUACUCAUUUCCUCCAAAUCGCGAUACCCGAGGACGAAACGCUGGCUCCUCAAUGUCAACACGUCUCUCAUUGGCUCAGUUGCCUUCCUCGACGGCGUAGCCCUCUUUGCACCGCCCGAGGACGCUUCCCGCGCUUGGUUGGACCUCUGGACACUUCUCUUCGCCCCCGACAGCUCCCCAUCACAACAAGCGGCUAUCCACUCGUGGGGGUCCUCAGCCUUCAAAGGCUACAUCGCUGGCUCCAUCCUUUUCGCCGUCUUCUCCCUCGCCUUUGAAGCUUGGUUUCACCGCAACGCCGGUGAGAGCGUCGAUGACGAGUGGAAUGAGUACCUUGGCGUCUACACCGGCAACGUUGAGCGCAACGAUGCAACGGCUUCUGCUGCGGAUCGUGCCGGCAUGUAUGAGCCGCCUCGCUCCCUGUGGACAAAGAUCAAGGAUGCGCUCGAUGAUGGCGUUUCGCGACGCUCUCGUGGGCCGGCGACGUACGGCAACAUCGCUGGCGGGCGCACGGCGCCUGCUGCUGGAGGCUUCACCGAGAGACCGUCAUCUAGACAGACAAGCAGGAGAGCCUCAUCGCGUACCUCCUCAUCGCGUGGCCCUGCGCGCUUCGAACGUCUCUCGAAGCGGGAUGGCGAUCUUGAAAAGCUCGAUGAGCUGGAUAGCGACGAAGAUGAUGACGGCUCGACGAUCAUGGGUGAUGGUGACGACGACAAGAAGGCCGAAGCGCAGGACAACCUGUCUGCUCUGCCGAAACUUACGGUCAAUUACGGUGGCUAUGCCCUGCCUCCUGCCAACCUGCCUCGUCCGCCUUCGUACCGCACGGAAUCCUCCGGAUCGUCUGGAUCUUCUUCUUCGGCAUCGUCCUCGGCGUCGUCGCAGCCACGCAAUAGCCAGCUGAGCGGAUCGACGGCCGUCUCGUCUUCUCCGCCCAGCAAGACCGGAGGCGACGUGCUCAAACCGACGACUGUAUACCGGGACCCAACGUCAGUUCGCUCAACACCAGCAUCGACACAGAGCAGCAAGCCCACACCCGCAGCGGUUUCUUCUUCGCCUCCCUCAGCCCCAUCAGCAGGUGCAGCUCGCUCCGCGUCAGCCCCUACGGCGAUGGUGGCUGCGACGCCCAGCUUGAUCAAUGCUAUCGACCGGAUUCAGCGAGCACAAGCGCAGGCGAAGGAGUGGCACGCCCAACAUGGCGGGACAGCUGCAGAUGACUCGGCUUCGCCGUAUGGAACGCAAGGUGUCAAGGAGGACAACAAGGCGGACAAGCCCAAGGUUGCGGCUGCGGCGACUCCAGCUGCUGUCCCAUCUACUCCGCCAGCGACCGCCGCCGCAUCAUCAUCAUCACCUCCGCCUGCGAGCAAGACAAGCUUUGACGGCUGGUGGAAGCGGGAGGUCGAGAAGAAGUAGAGCGCUCGUAGACCUCUUUGACUCUUCUUAACGUACACGGACAUAUGAACUCUCCCUUUCUUGGUUUCUUUGCUUGUUGUGUUUUACGAAUCGAAUGUGAUUGCUCGUUGACU